Messenger RNA from Nyctereutes procyonoides (raccoon dog), 954 nucleotides. RefSeq names its product cytochrome c oxidase subunit 6B1. Gene Ontology annotation, cellular component: respiratory chain complex IV; mitochondrion; mitochondrial inner membrane. The coding region runs from base 118 to 378 and encodes 86 amino acids. The record is from RefSeq and is a predicted model, not a curated record. The transcript has 4 exons. Lineage: Eukaryota; Metazoa; Chordata; Mammalia; Carnivora; Canidae.
ACCCCGCUUCCCCCUGCUUCCGGCCGCUCUUAAUUCCGCUUCCGGUCCGACUCUGGCGUCUUUGCUGAGGGUCACAUUGAGCUGCGAGGUGCUGCAGGGGUGUCUUCAGUCCGCACCAUGGCAGAAGACAUCAAGUCCAAAAUCAAGAACUACCAGACUGCCCCUUUUGACAGCCGCUUCCCCAACCAGAACCAGACUAGGAACUGCUGGCAGAACUACCUGGACUUCCACCGCUGUGAGAAGGCAAUGACUGCUAAAGGGGGUGAUGUCUCCGUGUGCGAAUGGUACCGGCGAGUGUACAAGUCCCUCUGCCCCAUAUCCUGGGUGUCGGCCUGGGAUGACCGCCGGGCAGAAGGCACAUUUCCUGGGAAGAUCUGAACUGGCUCCACCCACCUCUCCUCUGUCCUCCAUCCUUCUCCCAGGGUGGUGAAGGGGGACCUGGGUACAUGGUGAUCCCCACCCUGGGAUCCUGAAUCAUGGCUUAACUAAUAAUAAAUACUCGUUAGAAAAGUGUAAGACUGUGUAUGUGUAAAACAACUGGGUGAUUGGGCAAGAAGCUGGGAUGGAAAUGAAUACCUUGACUAAUAAGAGGGACUUCAGGGGGAUUGUUUUUUUCUUUUUUUGCUUUGCUUUAUGUUACUAAACUGACCACCUUCUCUAUACCAGACGGUAUAGUGAGUGAUUAUAGCCUCAGGCCCCUGUGCAAAAAUUUAUCUGUAUGUUCCCCUUCAUUAUCUAUACAAUUUCAAAAAACUUUUCUUACGUAAUUUUUGAACCACAUGGAAAUAGUAUAAUAAAAAUUGGGGAUCCCUGGGUGGCUCAGUGGUUUAGCGCCUGCCUUUAGCCCACCACAUGAACCUAGAGUCCCGGGAUGGAGUCCCACAUCAGGCUCCCUGCAUGGAGCCGGCUUCUCCCUCUGCCUGUGUCUCUGCCUCUCUCUCUCUGUCUUGAAUG